AUGGAAACCAACCAAAGAUGCAACAAGAGAUCAUACCACCAGACCCUCAAUCAUCAGGCCAAGAAGUCUCCACAUUUCUUCAAAGUUGUGUUUUCUCCUGUGGACCAAGGCAUAAAAAUUCCAACUGCAUUUAUGAGAAAAUAUGGAGAUAGUUUGGAGAAGGUUGUGUGGUUGAAGGUUCCUAAUGGAGCUUCAUGGCCAGUAGACUUGCUUCAGACUGAUGCCGGGACUUGGCUGGAUAAAGGGUGGAAGGAUUUUGCAGAGUAUUAUUCCAUUGAGCAAUGCUAUUUCGUGGUGUUCAGAUACGAUGAGAAAUCCCUCUUCAAUGUUAUAAUAUUCGAUCUAACUGCUUCAGAAAUUGAGUAUCCUUUAGAAGCCACUCAGGACAGCGGAGUUAUACUCGGUAAUGAGGACCGGCUGCCAAGGAGGAGGACAACAAGCCCAAUGCGGAAUUCAGAUGAAAUGGAAAAAGCAUCUGAUGAUGAUUCCAUUGAAAUCUUGGAGGAGAUUCCAGCUGCAGCAUGCCAUGCCAAACAGGGGGGAAGGUCAGCUCAGAUUGGUGAAGAAAAAGCUUCUGCUUGCAUAAACAAGGAGAAUGUUGAAAAGUUGGAUGCAAAUGUCAAUCCAUCUCAGAGAGUCACCACAAAAGAAAGCUUUAAAACAACGCUCAGUACUCAGUCUUCCAAUCCCAAAAUUAAAACAGUGAUUGACAAAGACAAGUUUUCGUCAUACCAAAGAGCAGAGGCUUUCACAUCUGAGAAUCCCUUCUUCAUUCGUUUCAUGCAACCAUCCUAUGUUACUAGCAGAUGCGCUUUGAACCUUCGACUGAGCUUUGCCUUGGAGCAUCUGACCAAAGACAACCACUGCAAUUUGGACCUUCGUGUCUCAGAGGGGACAAAAACAUGGCCUGUCCUGUGUUUUCUUUAUACAACAAAUGCAAAAAUUACACAUGGUUGGGAGAAGUUUGUGCUGGAUAACAACCUAGUGGUUGGAGAUGUUUGUGUAUUCGAACUGAUCAGGGGCUCUCGAACUUUCAUCAUCACUAUAUACAGAAGAAAUUGA
Messenger RNA from Coffea eugenioides, 1062 nucleotides. RefSeq names its product B3 domain-containing transcription factor VRN1-like. The record is from RefSeq and is a predicted model, not a curated record. The transcript is spliced from 4 exons. Bases 1 to 1062 code for a protein of 353 amino acids. NCBI's taxonomy places the organism in Eukaryota, Viridiplantae, Streptophyta, Magnoliopsida, Gentianales, Rubiaceae. Gene Ontology annotation, molecular function: DNA binding.